This is a messenger RNA of Colletes gigas, 5602 nucleotides long. It is a transcript of the gene per, whose product is annotated as period circadian protein. Gene Ontology annotation, cellular component: nucleus; cytoplasm. Gene Ontology annotation, biological process: circadian regulation of gene expression; entrainment of circadian clock by photoperiod; negative regulation of transcription by RNA polymerase II. NCBI's taxonomy places the organism in Eukaryota, Metazoa, Arthropoda, Insecta, Hymenoptera, Colletidae. The coding region runs from base 345 to 3749 and encodes 1134 amino acids. The transcript has 17 exons. Gene Ontology annotation, molecular function: transcription cis-regulatory region binding; transcription corepressor binding. The record is from RefSeq and is a predicted model, not a curated record.
CGUAGCAUAGAGUGUUUAUAUUUACUAUGAACCAACGGCUAACUUAGUAACAGCACCUGUUUCUUCGCUAAUCUAACCGUAUUGUUCUAUUAUAAUUAAUCGGACGGCACGUCAUUUUAAAUUAUAAAUUGUUGACGGUGGUACACGAUAUAUUUAAAACUUUAGUCCCUUUUUUACGAUAUUGCGGUCAUUUUGCCGCCGCGAUUUUUCUAACCGGUUUUAACCACUUUAUUACUAAGAACUGUAAACAUGUCGCGAGAACAGCGAGUUCGUUUAAUUUAGCAGUAAGUGCUUGUGACCAAACGGAUAUCGCCCCAAAGGAACGCUACCCCGGAAAGAAAACAAUGGAAGAGGUAUCCACUGAAAAUGCUAAGGUGUCAGAUUCCGGAUAUUCUAAUACCUGCAGCAAUUGUCAGUCGCAACGGAGCAGUGACAGCUCAAUCUCGAGAAACAGCAACCAUUCCGCAAGUAGCGGUUAUUGCGGACGGCGUCCUUCGACAUUUGGAUCCAGCAAUGAAGCCCUACCGCAGCCAAUCAGCAAAAGAAAGGACAAAGAGCACAAGAAGAAGAAGUCGAAAACGAUUUUGGCUGUUAACACCGAGGCGAAUAUUGCCUUGAAAAGCGUUGGCGCGCCGCCGGAAGUUGUGUCCUACAACGUCGUCGUUCCAUCGAAGCCUAUACUCGAAAAGAAACCAGAAGAAAUAGCCAUUGUAGAAUUGGUGGACGCAACGGAUCCGAGCGAGCACAACGGCGAUACCAUCACAGAUGUGAAAACAGGACUUACUACCCGUCCGAAUUGUCUGGACGAUUCCAUCUCUCAAGCCAAUGAGGGAUUUUGCGCAGUGAUUUCGAUGCACGACGGCCUCGUGUUAUACACGACCUCCUCGAUAUGCACAGCUCUAGGAUACCCAAAGGACGCGUGGAUUGGCCGUUCCUUCAUCGACUACGUGCAUCCUAAAGAUAAGGCUACCUUGGCUGAUCAGAUCACCCGCGGAGUAGCAUCGCCCCAAGAAGACAGGCCGAAAGGUAUUAAUGGCAGAAGAGCAAGUUUAUUUUGCGGAUUGCGGAAAUAUAUUAGAUCCGCCGUUCACCAUCACUCGAUCUGUCAGCACAAAGAAGCAAGGUCGAAUUUGUACCUUCCGUUCCACUUGACCCUGUCGUUCAGAGAUUUCCGAGAUCGCGUGACCGAUCAACAACAUAAAGCAAUCUUCCUGGUGGUCACAGCACAACCUGUUCAUUCUGCAUAUAAAGCGCCAGAAGAAACAAUAAUAUCUUCGAUAUUCACGACCCGCCACACAGCGACGUGCCACUUAUCCCAUGUUGAUCCCGACGUAGUCCAAUACUUUGGCUAUCUACCUCAGGAUAUGGUCGGUCGAUCGCUGUUUGACUUCUACCAUCCCGAGGAUCUGCCCUUCAUCAAAGACAUCUAUGAGACUGUGAUCAAGCUCGAAGGUGUCUCCUUCAAAUCGAAACCCUACAGGUUCGGAGUGCAGAACGGUGGCUACGUCGUCCUCGAAACCGAGUGGUCGUCCUUUAUCAAUCCAUGGACGAAAAAACUAGAGUUUGUCGUAGGUCAACACAGGGUACUGAAAGGUCCGGCGAAUCCCGAUAUCUUCCGUGUACCACGUGCCACGGAGGUCGGCCAGCUGGACAACAUCAGCGAAGAGGUGCUCAAAGAGGCCAAGAUCAUACAAGGAGAGAUACGUACACUUCUCAGCGAGAACAUCAAAAGAAAGUCAGAUAUUACCGAGCACGACGUGUCAAAGAGGUGCAAGGACCUCGCGUCCUUCAUGGAAAAUCUGCUGCAAGAGACGAGGGCAUCCGGUCUUGGCAAAGAUGUGCUCGCUGCGGACGACAAGAGUUUUUCGGGAUCACGCAAUCCCUUGUUACAGGAGCACGACAGCGUGAUGCUCGGUGAGAUAUCGCCCCAUCACGAGUACUACGACAGUAAAUCGUCCACCGAGACGCCGCCCAGUUACAAUCAGCUCAACUACAAUGAGAAUAUUGAAAGGUUCUUUAAGAGCAAACCGCCGGUCGCCACCAUGUACGGCAGCGACGAUGAGAACAUUAAUUCCAGCAACGACGAGGGCGAAAAGACCAGUCCGAAUUCAGGAGCAGCGAGGAAAUGCAUGUCGCCGAUAAACGGUAGCGGCGCGAGCGGAAGCGGAAGCGCGGAAAAUCUCAGCAGCGGUUCCAACAACCAGACAAGUUCGGCGAGCAGAGGAAACACGUCAAAUACCACCAGCAACACCACCACUACGGAAAGUUUGAAGCCUCCCACCUUGACCGAAUCGUUGCUCAAUCGUCACAACGAGGACAUGGAGAAGCUGAUGAUGCAGAAACACCGGGAGCUUCGUUCAAGUUUCAAGAACAGCGACAAGCUCAAGGAUUCGCGGAUAAAAGCUACCACCGACAAAACAGCGGACCCUAACGCGCAUUUCAUCAAUCAGAAUCAUGGAAUCAAGAGAAGCGGAAGCCAUAGCUGGAAGGGUGAUAGUUUCAAAGUGUCGAAACACGACGAAGUGUCGAGGACAAGUACCGCGGGUCAAUUUCCAGCGAACGUUGCUACAACGGUUACGAGCAUGAGCGUCGAUCAAUCAACUGUAAUUCAGACAGGUGCUAACAUUAAUUUGUGGCAGCCCCUAUCAGUGACAGUGCCCCAACCACCACCUGUUCAACAAUGCAAUGCGCCGCAAAAUGUCCAUUCACAAGCAAUACCCAGAAUACCAAUAUUGCCAUCGAUGAUACCAGUAUAUUAUGUUCCGGCUCCACAAACGAACGACCCCGCAGUUUUAUCGUCCCAGCAAGAGAAACUUAGCCCAUCUCAAUCGAUGCAACCUCCACAGUCGAAUCCUUACAUGUUUUUGCCACUCUCGUACGUCGCGACAACGAUGGCUGGAGUUAUUUAUCCUCCAGUAUUGGGUGCUCCACCGAUGGGGAUGAUGUACAGACCAUUUUCAAUCCCUACACAGACACCGAUCACGCGAGAAAACAACCAAUCCACCAUCGACCAGUGUUCCCAUCGAAAACGACCAGCGAGUCAAGCGACGAGCGUCAAAGCUGAACCCGGAAGCACCAUGGCGAUGUCUGAAUCCUCCAAAAAGGUUCUAUCGCCCGGUGAACUGUUUUCUUCCUGCCUGAGCAACGAUGGAGGAUGCUCGAGCUUGGUAGACACACCGACACCGGUGAAUCCAAAAGUGCGCAAACAAAACGAUUACAACGUCGACGAUUCGAGCUCGUCGAGCUUUUACAGUAGUUUUCUGUACAAAAGCAGCGACAGCAGCUGCAAUCCUGACCAAAAACCAACGGAGUAUAUGCCAGAGGAUAACGCGGAGCAGCAUCAAGGCAAACGAAGAAAAGAACCGCCGUGGCUCGAAGGCGUCCAAUUGACGCCGGAAUUGAUAUACGAAUACCAAAUACACCCGAAGACCCUGAACGAAGUACUUCAAGCCGAUAUGGAUGCCUUAAAAAAUUUCAAUCAACCUCUCCUGGUCAACGAUCAACUGGGCCAACUCUAUCUGGAUUUGGAAGUCGAGGGAUUUGAAACGAAACUUGUUCUCGAAGACGGUAUCACGUCCAGCGGUAGUGACAGUGGGAGCAGUAACGAAAGUUGGACUGCUGGAACAAUGUCGCAGCAAAAACAUAGAAGGAGAAUGGUGAAAUACGGUAAGCUCGUCAUGAUUCACGAAGAGAACGCGCCAUUGCCACCGGCGUUACCACCCCAAACGGUACCCUGUCAGCAGUUGUAGAAACAAUCUAAUUACGACCAAUUGCGACCAAAACGGUGUCUUCGAGUUCGAGUUAUUCGUCCGUGGUGCGCUGUCGCGAAUUUCUUUCCGGCAUUUCAGUUGCAAUUGGUCGCUGCACACAGUCCUGACGUCAUCCGAACCGUUUUGUCAUCUCGUUUACAUUUCAAUCUCGAGGCAUGUAAAAUUGUCUGCAUCACAUUUUUUUAUAUACACAAUAUAUAUUUUUAGCUAUUUAGUAAAAUGUAUUUGACCUUUUCUUACGUACGCAUACACAUACAUAUAUGCACUGCGAUUACUCCUAUCGUUAUUAUUGUUAUAUUUUUAUAUUUCGAGGCGCGUAGAGCGAGGAUAAUAAUUUGAUCAAUGACAUAAUUAGAGUCAGAGUUUCGUCGAUUGACUAAACGAUGCGCAUACAUUUUUAACUGCCUCAGACGCGCUUUCUUCUCUUCAAGGCAUGCGAGCUAAUUUGUACGAUUAAAAAUAGACGUUUAAAAGUAGGGUAUUUAAUACGAUAAGGAAUCGAAAUCAUAACGUUUAGGAUUAGUCUGUCGAGACAUAAGUUCCUUGGAAGCUUCAUCGAGCGUGGCUCGUCGGUACGUUAUCGUCUCCUAGGAUGGUAUUUUUAUACGGCCGUUGUAUCGACGACAAUUUGUAACCACGGAUGCGUCCUUCGAGGAUGAAAGAACUUUUCCGUCGUUACGGGGUUCCCCUAAUCGGACGUACAUGUACGUCCACGUGAUUUCCUCUAAUUGAAUUCGAGAUUCUUUUCAACGAUGGACUUUUCAUACGUAACGUUAUCGGAUAGAAUCUCAUUGUUUGAAAAAUGAGAUACCCGUUGGAGAGUCCGACGACUGCACAACGUAUUAAUAUAGAUUUAAUGUAAAUGAGAGGUCGUGGGGGAAGUAAUAAAGGGAAUUGAUAACGUAUAAUUUUAAAGUAGGUACGGUAUACGGUCGGAGAAUUGGAUCCAAGCGUUAAUUUUCUUCCUCCUUUUAACAAGCCUUUGUCGAAUACUCAAUAAUUUCCAUUCUAUUUUACAAUUAUCGUAUAAUUGGACUUUCCUUGUUACAUUAGUUACCUUGAAUAGAAUUAAUAGAAUGGAGCUCAGUUUGCGAAUGAUUGUUUUCACCGUUAUAAUGCAUCGACUGUUAGUUGUUUCUUUUCAUUUUGUUCGGCAUUUAAUUAGAACGGGACGCUUUAAACUCGAUUUAAUUUUAAAUAUCAUUUACUCGAUAACGUUUCGUACAGAUUAUCGUUUCGAAACGUUGACCAAACGACGAGAUAAUUCCCACAGUAGAUCAGAAUUCAAUUAUGGCUAUUGAGACUUCCCAAUCAAUUUCAUUGUUUUGAAAUUUUAUUGAGAAUAAAAAUAUAUAAUUAUUUAUCUACUCAAAUUGGUUAAGAUAUUUUAAUAGGUACAGGUAUUAUAUUACAAUAAACUUAAUCUUUCAGAUAAAGCUUCGUGUUGUUAUAAGUAACUCAGUUUCAUGAUUAAAAAGAUUUUGGGUAUCGAUUUCUGCAAAAAUAUCGGACAAUUUAAUAAAAUUUCAUGACUAACAAUCUUUGAUAAAAUAAAUACAAACGUUUAUAUUUAUAUGAAUGUUUAGAAAAAUCAUUGUCAAUACAUAAUUUUUUGAGUUUGAAAGCUACAAACAUUAUUUGACAGUUGAGCAACUGUUUAAAUUAUUAUUGGACUAUUUCUUUGACUGCUUAACUAUAAAAAAAGCAGUAGCAUGACCCAGUUAAUUAGAAGAAAAAUGUUAUAAUGGUACAUGCAGGGUGUUUGACCAUCCCUGGGAAAAAUUUUAAUGAGAGAUUCUGGAGGCCAAAAUAAGACGAAAAUCAAGAAUAUC